UCGACAGGCUUGGCGGCACAGCGACUACAUACGAACUUGGCCAUGCAUCUCCUCAAAGAUGGAUUCAAUCCACGUCUUAUACGUGCCUUCAAGCUUUCUUUUGGGAGCACCAUUGCUCACAAACAUCGAAGCUUCCGCAGGUAAGGUUCUCGGGAGCAAUAAUUUCGAUUCGAUAUUGAAUUUGAUCCCCCUGAACCCGAGUUGGAUGAUACAACUAGGAUGCAAGAAGUGAAAGAACGAGCUCGAUCUGCGAUAUGCGAAUUAAAGGAACUCGACCAUUUAGCUAGAUGUAUAGUUGCGGAGCCUUUUCUUUUCGAAUUAGAUAGUAUACCUAAGAAGGAGCGUGGAAGAUACUUUUGCCAAGGACGUAUCAUCUGUCGCCUUCGCGCACAUAAUACUGCCUUGCAAGUUCUCCUAGAACAGUUAGACAGAUCCUCGGCAGUAUUUAUGAUUCAAGGAAAUCAUUUGAAAGGUCCCUUUGGGGGCGAUUCUAAUGAAGAUAAAGAUGGGAACUUCAGCAAUGCUACUUCUUUCGAGGUUCCUGACAAGCACACCCCAUCUCUCAUCCAGCUCAAGGAGGGAUUGUCGCAGCCAUAUAGCAUCAGCAGGUCGCCGUUUUCGGUCGAUUCCCUGGUCACUGCGCAGCACCUUGAAUGCCAUUUUGGUACUUUGGACCAUGCUAAAAGGAAAAGGGUGGAUUCAGUAGAUUUGUCUUCGCGGAAACGCCCUCGACGUUUGGUCUAGCGGCUAAGUGAAAGCAGGAAUUUACACGGGCAUUUUGUAAUUCGAGAAUAGACCUUUUUUCAAUUUUGAUGGCCUAAAUCCUCUACUGUACCCGCGUUUGACGACCACCU
Sclerotinia trifoliorum is the source of this 854-nucleotide messenger RNA. Lineage: Eukaryota; Fungi; Ascomycota; Leotiomycetes; Helotiales; Sclerotiniaceae. The record is from the annotation of a GenBank genome assembly.